Cottoperca gobio is the source of this 4627-nucleotide messenger RNA. RefSeq names its product nectin-1. Lineage: Eukaryota; Metazoa; Chordata; Actinopteri; Perciformes; Bovichtidae. The coding region runs from base 73 to 1230 and encodes 385 amino acids. The transcript is spliced from 8 exons. The record is from RefSeq and is a predicted model, not a curated record. Gene Ontology annotation, biological process: heterophilic cell-cell adhesion; homophilic cell-cell adhesion. Gene Ontology annotation, cellular component: adherens junction.
GCAGCAGCCAUGAACCGCAAACAACGCCAGACUACACGACUGCUUCUUUUUGGAGUAAUAUAUCAGUAAUAUAUGGACAAAUCCGCAAAAGCAACAUUAUGCUGGUACAUACUGCUAUCUACGUGGAUCCUGAGCACAGUUAUAGAAACUCUCCAGGUGAUUGGAGGAAACAUAACCGCUGUGCAAGGAAGGACCACUAUCUUACCCUGUAAACUUAUCGAUACUACGGAGGCCCUCAACCAGAUUUCCUGGCAGAAGAAGACCAGAGAAAAACCUCAGAAUGUCAACUUCUUUACGAUCCUAGCCUCAGGAGAACCAAAUUUUGUCAAUGGAUACGAUGAACGAUUUAAAUUUAUUGGGAACUUAAGUGCCGGCAAUGGAUCUCUGCAGUUUUCAAGUGUUACAUUGAUGGAUGAAGGCAUCUACACGUGCAUCUUCUCUCUGUUCCCCAGCGGAAACCACCAGACUGAGAUACUUCUAAACUUGCUUGUGCCUCCGGUCACAAACCUGAAGGGUGAUCGUCCUAUUUUGGGUAAUGAAGAGGUUUCCCUCGUUACCUGCACGGCUGCUGGUUCCAAGCCUGUGACAGAAGUAAAGUGGCUCACUGGUACUCUGGCAGAAACCGUGAGGGCAAAAACCAACUCCAUCCCGCAUGCCAACAGUACAACUACCACAGUCAGCACGCUGUUUGGAGUACCUACCAGAGAAAUCAACCACCAUUUGGUCCAGUGUGUCAUCUCCAGUGAAGCCAUGUCCAAAAAAGAAACCCUGUCCUACACCAUACAGGUCGACUUCUCACCGAUGGAAGUCACCAUCCGUAAAAGUUCUGAAGGCCGAUUUGAAUGCGUGACUGAAGCCAACCCGCCUCCAGACUUCAACUGGAGCAGUAUUGACCACUCGUGGCCUCAGUCUGCUGUCAGAGAGGGUGCAAUGUUACAGUUUCUAAAAAUAACCUCUGACCUUAAUGGCCUCUACCAGUGUGAAGCCUCUAACCCAUAUGGAAGUAAACAUGGACACCUCUAUGUGCAUGUGCCUCCAGGAUCCUGCUCUGCUUGUUUGGGUGUUUUGCUUGCCGUGAUUGCCGUGAUUGCCGUUGCUGUAGUGUGGUACUUAUAUAAAUCCGGGAAAUGUCUAAGGAUACGAGAGGUCAUGCAUGAAAAGAGGAUGGCAGUACGAAGAACUUUCAGUAGACGUGAAGAGGCUCAAGUAGUAGAAGAAGAACCACUAUAGGAAGAGGAAGAAGAGGGAUCUCUUUGACAUCCGUGGAAGCAACAAACUGGAACACAGUUGCACCUGCACUGCAGCUGGUUUACAGGCUCCAUGACUAACGUGUGUCAUUCCUAACUCACUGGUUAGUGAGCAGAUGCAGCAGUCCAGGUGCUGUUUAUGGUAAUGUCCACUGCUGAUAGCAUUAUGAAUAUAGAAUACUUGGUUAAUUUGUCAACAAAUAUCUAUAAUAUACUAUACUAAACUAUACAAAAGAAGCAACAAAAUGGGGUAGUGUUCAAGCGAAAGAGGAAAUAAUGUGUAUAAUGUGUGGCCUACUGAAAGGAAGUAUGCUCAACUGACAUUCAGUGGAUGUGUGUUUAUGUAAGAUAUGGCUUUAACCUUGUGGCUGUUUUAUUAUUAACGGCUCUAACUGACACAGGGUGUUUUCCCUAACAGUGUUAAAGGACCAGUGUGUAUGAUUUACAGGCCAAGAAAUAGAAGAUGUUUAAUUAUUUGUUUGUUUUUGAAGUACUUUUCCAGUUAUCAAAUCUUUGACUGCUGACUGAAAGCUAACUCGCAGACAAAUCUUUCCUGACUCGCAGUCGACUAAAUAAUUAAUUUUACUGAUGCCAUACAUGUAUGUAAGACAAAUACUGUCAGUGUUGAGUCACAGUGCACAAUGCAUCGCAUUGAACGUGCACAAUCAAUGCCGUGAGCUACAACUGAAAUUUUGCGUUAUCACUUAUCACAUUGUUUUAGUUUUGUUUUUAGUAAUAACAAUGUUAUCCAAACCGUCAUUUAUCUUUACACCAGUCUCGUAUGUGGAGUUAUGGGUAAACACGCUGGAAACUCAAAGUCAGCAAAAAAGGAUUUUCUGACAUGUUCAAGUUUAGUAAAGGUCAAAAUGAAGAUCUUUGCAGAAAAAGGUUAUUCUAUAAUGUAAAAAGUUGCACUGCAUCUUCUCCUCUAAAGUACUAAUAUUUGAUCCUUACCAGUAAACACAAAGUAAAAGUGUUUGAUUGGCUCACAUUGUGAUCCUAAAGUCAUGGCGCUAGCAUAGCUAAAAAUGAGAGGAACAAGUUAUUUUAAGUUUUUCAAAAUAUGACGAAAUAAAAUGAUACGACCGGCUUAAAAACAAAUAUAAAGUGCAUAUAAAACUCACCAUUACGCUGAAUUAGUGGGAGCCCUGAGCUUGUGUCUCUGCAACGAGCCGGUCCAAUAUAAGGGUACCAAAUGACCCACGGACCGGUGGUUGGGGACCACUGCUCUAGAGUUCCGAGCUUAAAAGUCCAUAAGCAUUUCAUGUCAUGUUUAGUAGUAGCAGCAGCAGCAGCAGCAGCAGCUGUAGCAGUAGUAGUAGUAAGUACAAUAUCCUUUUCCCCAAUUCCACUAAUCAAACCGUGGCACUGUAGCGCUUCUUGCGGCCAAAAAGGUGAUUUGUGUUGUUAAAAUGCGUUACGUAGUACAAAAAAGAUAUAAGAAAUACAUCUGAAGAGUGUCAAAUAAAUCAAACCUGGAAUCCUGCAUACAAUAAAAAGAUGCAGUAUAUGAAUGAGCAACUAAAUGUGCAUUAAAACAGCGUAAAGUUGUAAAACCUUUCGUCUCCAGAAGGAGCUUUGUGAAGUCUCGUGAAUUGCCUCUUUUGAGUCAGUGUUGGAUGUGUGGAGAUUGAAAAAGUGAGCUUACCUGAACUCUGUAACCCGCUCCUUAUCUCUGCUUGAGGCUACAUUAGCAACUACUACCAUCACACACCCAAAUCUCAACUAUCGGCAGUUAAGUUGCAUUGUGGGUAAUGUAGGUGCCAGGUUUUGAAGAGAAUGAUGCUUAAAAAAACCCGAUAUCUCAGACCUCAGACGAUGUUACACAAAAGGUAAAUUAGUUUGAGUUCUCUUUUAAAGCUGGAGUGGGUAAUCUUCUCCAAAAAUAGUUUUUGUUAUACUUGCCGAAAUGCUCUUUACAUGCCGACAGCAUUUCAAGCAAUUUGUCAGAUCAAAUGCUCUGACAAAAAAAAGACAAACAUGUUUCAUGCUACGUUCAUAAUGAUGUGUUUAAGUUCAUGAUGAUUUGUUCAGGUUCAUCAUCAUUUUGGGGGAGUGGCUUUUGGAGGGAGGCCUGGAUUUACUUUGUUUUUUUAAUCUUAAAACCUUAAUUGUUAAUUAAUUGUGUGUUGCGUGUUUAAUAGUGUGCACAUGUUUUAUGUAACAUGAUAAGUAUCGGGUACUGAUUUUGAUAUAACAUUUUUAUUUAUUUAUAUUAUAAUAUUUGCUUUAUUAUGCUGUAAAGUUUGGUUUUUCUUUUUCUUUUUCAGUAAUGUUAGUGUUAGUUAGCAGAAGUGGCAGUUCUCAUACUGAUGUCUAUUCAGGGGCUUAUUUCAGUACCGCCUCAGUUUGUCUGCAGUGGAAACAGGAUGUAAAUUGUGAAACUUUCAUGCUGACACGUGUGGAUGUGUGUCAUUAUGGUGGUGUGUUAUAUAGUAGUGAUACACACUACUAAGACAACAAGUCAGAGGCUACCUUUAAUGUCUUUAACAGAAAGCCUUGAGUUGUGUUUGAAAGAGUCAGGCCGGGUAAUACAAGAUGAUAUUAAGUUGAAUUAUGGAAAGUCUAGGAUCCAGUGUUAUGGACCUUUAUAUCCAAACUAGAUACUAGGUCAUGACAUCUUGGUCUUAUUUUUUUUUUUAAUCAUAUGUCUCUUGUGAUUGCAGUACCAAAUGCUUAAAGCUUAACUACCAUUAUUUACAAACAUUUACAAAGAAUAUGAGCUCUACUGGAUAUACUAUUGAGCUGUUGACGCUUAUCUGGUCUUCAGGUCUCUCUUCCUGUUUAGCAUCCUUAUCAUUAAUGUUGUCAACCGCUUUCUUUCUUAGUAUUCACUUGAUACUAGACAUAUGAACUUCAUUUGUUAUUUGCAGGUUACCCUUUAAUGGAAAUACACAUUCAAAAUGUGUAUGUAAAAAACAGACAAAAUAGACACAGCAAUCACUAGCUUGUCCGAUUUUCCAGCUUCCUCACGCUCUGGGGAAAAACAGUAUUAAACUCACUUUGAGUCUAAUAUGUAGUUUUAUUAAGCUCAACUUCAGGGAUGAUGUUGUUUUGGUGAGAUCAUUCUUACAUAAAGGAAGUUGGGGUAGUGCACGACCUGUGGCCUGUAAAUCCCCCCCGAGUACUAACAUUUUGUGGCAUGAUGUAGUUAUACUUCAAUAUCCAAACUCUAAAUCUGAGAAGCUUUUAGUUACACCAACUGAAUGAGAAAAACACGCCUGUGAUGCUUUAGUGAAGAGAAUAAUACAUUUAAUCAGCAAAUAUGCUAAUAAGCUUGUGUGGCUCUUUGGUUUUACGCUUGUGUGUUGUUCAGUUCAUGUAUAGAAACAAUAGCAUAGUAAUGUUGGCUCUGUUAAUAAACCUACAAUCACUCUGUU